GCUUCCUGACUAAAUCAGACUCGCUGUUUCGAGCUUCUGGACAGCGUUCAAAUGUCAUCAUGAGGAUCUUUCAGCUUCACGUUUAUCUACUUGUGUGCUGUGGAGCUGCAGAAGGUUUCAUCGAGAAGUCGGUGGAUUUGGGACAAAGUGUGACUCUAAAGUGUGCGGUGACUGGAAGUGAUGUGUUCUGGUUCCUGAUGAAGCCGUCAGAACCUCCAGUUUAUAUAUUACGUUCUUACUCAAGGCUGUCCCUGAGGGCAGACUACAGUAAUACGACCUUCAGCAAGACUUUCUCACUGCAAUAUAACAGCAGUUUAUUUAUUCACAAUAUCAGUACUAAUGAAUUAGGAGUGUAUUAUUGCAUUCAGUCUGGUUCACCUCCCGACAUCAGCAGUGGAAUCAGACUUUACAUCCAGAAUCACUCAGCUGAGAAUCAGUCAGUCAGUACACCUGGAGAAACCUGGAAAACCUUCGUUCCCAUUCUCACCAUAUUAGUAAUAAUGAACCUGGCUCUGGCUGUUACAGUUACAGUUUUUACAGUUCGUCACUGCAGAAGAUCUCCAAAAGCUCCAGCACAAGCUCCAGAUCCUGGUUUACAACUGUGUCAGGACGCCAGCCUUGUGUAUACUCAGGUGCAGUACGUACUGAUGAAAGGAUGCAUCAGGACAACUGAACUCAACAGCACGCGCUCCUGCAGCCCGUGAACCCGUGACCCGACGCAACACGUGGACUUCACGAAGGUCAUCACAGGCAGAAAGAAGCCCCGCUCCUACAGCUACUGAUAUGUAAUGGACAAUUCACACGAGUCAUUUUGUAAAACCAGACGAAUUGAUUCAAAAGCAUGAACAAACCUUUUUAGAGGCCUAAAUUUAUAGAAGAGGCCUAAAGUGCUUUUCGAGUUGUGAAUUAAACCUGGAGUCACUUAAGGAGACCAUCUGGAAGAUUUGAAUAAGUGAGUCAUUGGACUGAAGUGAGUCGUGAUUCAGACACUUAAGGGUUCCGAGUAGAAUGUCAGCCAUUUUGAGAAACAUUUAAAAAAAGGAAGGAGGGGGCAAGCGUUGUGGUCCCGCUGGCCAUGAGAUUUCCCAGAAUGCACUGACAGUGUUUCAGUUUAAACCCUGAGGUACCGUUAUCCUGCGGUUCGACUGGCCUCGAUGGUGUGGGAAGUUACAUCAUUUCAGACUUCUGUGCAUUUGAGCUACAAAGUUGGGAAGAAACCACAGACGUCUCCAUGCCAGCUAACUGCAAUGUAAAGCAAUGUAUAGUUAGUGUUAUAGAUUUAACAAAUUGAUCUAAAGUAAAUACCUGUAUACACUCAUUUAAAAGUAAGAAUUUGUUUGAAGCUGCCAUUUUGAUUUGCUGUUACUUGCUAAACUCGAGGUCCAGGAGACGGAAUUGAGUCGAGGAACAUUUUCCUUAGUCAGAGAUUAGAAAUGAUGUUUUUGACUAAAGGUCAUCACUCAGCAUUGGCGUUACACCUUUUGUUCACUUGUUCUGUUCAUCCUGCAGAGUUUUAACAAGCUACUUAUAUUGUUCUCGUUUUCUUAUUGAGCACAAGUCACACAUCCUGUAAAAAUAUAUAUAUAAAAAAAAACUAAUUUAUUAAAUUCCCUUCGGUUGUAUGGAGCUACAUGCAGCUCUUCAGUGACUGAACACUGGAACGUUAUAUGAGCGGCCAACGUGGAAAGAGGCGGAGUCAGUUAACUGGUUACUUGAUUACACAACCCAAGCCCCGCCUCCCAAAGUUUGAACUGCAGCAGUGAUGCAGGUAAUAUAUUAGCAUUUUCAACUAAGAUUUUUAAACACUGACUAUUUUAAAAUAUUUUGUUUCAAGGUGAGAUGAAGCAAAUCUAAAUUAAAUGCUUUUAAUGGGAAAUUAUACUGAAACCUCACCUACUGUAACCUUUAUAACUGGGAAACAAUUACUCUAAACAUUGUGAGUCUGCGAUACGGGUAUUGUUAAAGAUUCGUGCAUUGUGCUCAGCUCUCUCUUUUUUUCCCCCCCUCAUCUGUGGUUUUUGCACCACUGCGCAAGAUUGAGUUGAAGGCAGUCUGGCCUUGGAGGAAGUGGCAGAAAGGGCUUUGCUACGUGUGAAUUGUGGCUGAAGUGUAUUGAGUCUCCUUUUUGAAUAGUUUCUCAUUAAUUUCUUAAUCUUUUACUGAACAUGAGUUUAAAAAAAAAAAAAAGUGAUUCUUUGAGUCAGGCUCGUUUGAACACACCACUGAGUCGUACUCAUGAGAAUUCAUGUUAAGUCACGUGAUUCAACCACAAACUCUCCAGAAUAUAUUAGUGAAAAGUGAUAACAGUUUCUGAGAAUUCUCACUUCAAAAGAUCAGAUUCUUAGACAUGAUGACUGGUGGAAAAGGGCUGUAGUGUGUUUGUGGGUUUGGUACGAGCUUGUCCUCGAAAACCAAAGUUCCUUUUAGACAAUAAAUAGCAUGUGACCCUGACAGAAGCCAUUCUCCACUUUUAUCUGUAAUUCAUCAGCAAGUUUUAUUUCGGCUGAACUUCAGUCAUAUGAUUGAUGGAGGAGAACAGGGGAAAAAAAAAUUUCAGAUGAACAUAGCCAGGGACGGAGGAGAGCUGAGAAACUAAUCAAGAUCAAACAUUUCAUAAAAUAUCUCCUCAAUCAUUUUGUUCUUUUGUCACUGUGACUCACUACUACAUGUCAUAAAAUAAACAUUAUCAGUUGUAACCAAUUGUCUGAUUUUGCAUGUAUAUUUUUUUUUAUUAUUUCCAAAUAAAAUCAUGUCUGAU
This is a messenger RNA of Neoarius graeffei (lesser salmon catfish), 2758 nucleotides long. RefSeq lists its product as uncharacterized. The coding region runs from base 60 to 704 and encodes 214 amino acids. Lineage: Eukaryota; Metazoa; Chordata; Actinopteri; Siluriformes; Ariidae. The record is from RefSeq and is a predicted model, not a curated record. The transcript is spliced from 5 exons.